CAGUAUGUUUGUCAAAUUUAUUUAUUUUAAAAUUUGUUGAAGAAAUAUUCUUUUGACUUGUAUCAGUUUUCAUUGGAAUAAAUCAAAGGAUUGAUCGAAUAAUUUAUCUCUGCACUGAAGUAGUAACAUGUGGUCACUUUGCUAGCAUCGCAGCAACAAAAACGCGCGAAGAAGUAGCGCGACCACAACACAAAAUUGUUUAGCUCUCUGUUAGUAAACGUAAUAAACGUAGAAAAUAAACAAUAAUAAAUAUGAUGUGUGAAGAUCAACUUAUACCAAUGGAUGUUGCGACACCGCAUAAAGGCGCAGGCAGCCUAAACUCCUCGGCAUCCUCGAUUUCAAUUGAGGCAAAACCGAUGAACAGUUGGGCCCAAGAAGUUCGCGCAGAAUCUGGUCAAAGCGACGAGGCAUCAUCGUCAUUCAAUAGCAGUGCCGGGUCAGCUGCUCAGGUAAAGCGAGAAAUGACAUUUGAAUUUCUAGACGGCAGCAAUGAAGAAAAAUUUGAGCGUCUGGUGAAGGAAGAGAAACUAAAGACGCCAUUCAAGCGACGUCAUUCCGGCACACCGCCAACACAAAGUACUGAGAAUAGUCGUUCCACUAGUCCCAACAGCAGCGAAUCCUCGGUUAAUGGUGAAGUAAACGUGCGUCCCAAACAACAAGCGUCCUUCAAGGGUCACAAAGAGGAGAAGCGUGUGCGCCACAACAGUUAUACAUCGUCGACCUCAUCCUCAUCCUCGUACACCGAGGCAGAUCCUGCGGUAUUAUCGCGUCGCCAGAAGCAAAUUGACUAUGGCAAGAAUACGGCUGCUUAUGAGAGAUACCUGGAAGUGGUGCCCAGAAACGAGCGCGCUCGCGAACAUCCUAAAACACCAAACAAGUUUGGAAAGUACAGCCGACGUGCCUUCGACGGCUUGGUCAAAAUUUGGCGCAAGCAGCUACAUUUCUAUGAUCCCCCGACAGCCGGAACAGCUGCGCAAUCAGGUGAAGACUCGGAUUCAGACUAGAAAACAUUAUGUUGCAUUUGGGGAAUCGGGGAGGGAAGCCUAGCAUUGAAAGUACAAAACCAGGCAAAGUUAAAAGUAAUUAAACAAAAAAAACAAACUCAUUUUUCUAUUAACAUCAUUACCAAAAUACAUUAAGUAGCGUUGAUUACUGCUCGCAGGCAAGUUAUGUUUGUUAUAUUAACAUAAAACUAUGUAAAAUUCAAUAAAAUGGCGUCGUUUUCA
Molecule: messenger RNA, 1226 nt
Organism: Drosophila nasuta
Lineage: Eukaryota; Metazoa; Arthropoda; Insecta; Diptera; Drosophilidae
Gene: Slbp
Product: Stem-loop binding protein
Exons: 3
Coding region: 252-1004 (250 amino acids)
Biological process (GO): mRNA 3'-end processing by stem-loop binding and cleavage; mRNA transport
Cellular component (GO): cytoplasm; histone pre-mRNA 3'end processing complex
Molecular function (GO): mRNA binding; histone pre-mRNA stem-loop binding
Source: RefSeq, a predicted model, not a curated record